Trichophyton benhamiae CBS 112371 is the source of this 1056-nucleotide messenger RNA. RefSeq lists its product as uncharacterized. The record is from RefSeq and is a predicted model, not a curated record. The transcript has a single exon. NCBI's taxonomy places the organism in Eukaryota, Fungi, Ascomycota, Eurotiomycetes, Onygenales, Arthrodermataceae. The coding region runs from base 1 to 1056 and encodes 351 amino acids.
AUGGUGGAGGAUGAGUUCCUGUCAACCGCUCGAUCGUUUACGGCACAUUUGCAUCAGGCCGAAUAUACUCGUAAAAGGAAGCAAGCCAAGACGGCAAAUGCCUCGAAGGUGAUGAGAAUGACCCAGCGAAGGCCUACCGAUCCGAAGACGUCUAUGAAUAAUGCAACCAAAAAGAGUAUUCAGCGCGAAUCCUCAGAUAUGCAGCGUCUAGAGGCAUUGGAAAAGAUGAAGGAGGAUGCUGGAAGGCCGCAGGUUGAUGAUUCUGAUAUGGAAGAAAUAAACGACGAAGAUAUAGGGAUGAGUGAUGAAGACCGAGACGAUGACCCAUGGGUAGGAACUUCAUUGCAAGCAUUGAUGGUGACUGCGAAGCAAUCCCGUCCGCUCAUGGGUCUACAGGGGAUCAAGUCUUCCACAAAGGCAGCGUUGGGCUACUCCCGACCAGCGAACACGAGUGGUGGCGUUGAAAAGUCCUUGCGAGACAAGGGCACAGACGAAGGUGUGAAGGCCAGACCAAUUUCGAACAUUCGACCUCCAUCGAGGGCGGAUGCAACGGAAGACUUUACAGCUUCCAGCGACGAUGAUGACCUAGGCGUCCAAGCUAAGUCAUUAAGCCGACCACCGGCUAUAUCAGCUCGAUCUAAGACAUCAGUACCAGCAUGCACCUCCAAGCAAACUCCUGUCGCUCUCCCGCAUAAGAGAGACUCGACUCCUUCAAUUACAAGGGCAGACCCAGCACCCUCGCCUAUCAAGCAGCCACAUGUAAACAUCAGAGAGUCCCAGAGCUCUAGCAGUGGGUCGUCUUCGCCUGCUACUCGAUCAAAUUCAGUACCAAAGCCUCGUGGAAGCUCGAGCUCCCGAUUUGCAAAAUUCUUCGAUGAGCAAGACGAGCCAGCCAAGGAACCGGGCCCGAGCCCUGCUAAACGCCAAGUGAAAAUUGAAGAAAGUGAUCCUACAUUUGACCAGAUCAAAACUUUCCAGCCUGAGAAUGCAGGGGUGCGAGAGGAGGGUAAGAAGCAUCGAAAACAGCGCCUGAGCCAAGUUCCGACAUUUCUAUGA